Thyridium curvatum is the source of this 789-nucleotide messenger RNA. RefSeq lists its product as uncharacterized. Lineage: Eukaryota; Fungi; Ascomycota; Sordariomycetes; Thyridiales; Thyridiaceae. The transcript has a single exon. The record is from RefSeq and is a predicted model, not a curated record. The coding region runs from base 1 to 789 and encodes 262 amino acids.
AUGUACACGAGCCGAUUACUUGGACUGCUCCUCGCAGCACUGUCCAUACUCUCGAUUGCCCAGGCUCUCCAAGUCAACGCAAAUGUCGAGGACAGUUACGACCUCGCCAGGAGGCAGAAGUCGGGCGAAUCCGAUGACAAGUCCAGCUCAGCCGGUCCGCCCAAGACCUCUUCAUCGCCCUCGUUGACCAGCUCCUCCUCGAAACCCACCUCGGACCCAACGCCGACUUCCAACACGGAUGUAUCGACCACGCCGACGACGUCUCCGUCAGCCACGCCUACACCGACCUCAUCCAAGCCGACUCAGCCGACUAGCAAGUCCACGACUUCCACGGAGGAGAAGGAGAGCAGCACCACUAGUGAGAAGAGCACCCCGACGAGCAACACCUCUGUUGUCAAGUCUACCAUCACAAAGGUUAUCACGACUACCAACCCUGAUGGGUCGCCUACCGAGAUCACCAGCGCGUCGACUUCCACCUCGACCCCGGGCUUGGCACAGGACAACUCAGGCAACAAGCAGUCGGGCAUGUCCUCCCAGACCCGCAAUACAAUCAUCGGUGUCGUUGUUGGCGUCGGCGGUGCUAUCGUCCUCGCCGUUAUCGGCCUAGUCGCCUGGAGGAUUUGGGGUCGCAAGAAGCCUGUCGAGGAGCCUGACAACUUGGUCGGCACUGGUUACGCCCCACUGGAAAAGUCAGACAACGGCGGCUCCGUCAGUGGACGUUCUCCAUUCCAGAGCACGCUCGAGAGCUAUCACGCACCCACCCAGGUCAACGCCUCUUCCAACUUCUGA